Molecule: messenger RNA, 2166 nt
Organism: Anoplopoma fimbria (sablefish)
Lineage: Eukaryota; Metazoa; Chordata; Actinopteri; Perciformes; Anoplopomatidae
Gene: atp1b2a
Product: ATPase Na+/K+ transporting subunit beta 2a
Exons: 9
Coding region: 205-1095 (296 amino acids)
Biological process (GO): potassium ion import across plasma membrane; intracellular sodium ion homeostasis; intracellular potassium ion homeostasis
Cellular component (GO): sodium:potassium-exchanging ATPase complex
Molecular function (GO): ATPase activator activity
Source: RefSeq, a predicted model, not a curated record
GGAGGAGUGAGUCGCAGUGACACUCUCCGUCUCACUCUCCGUCCGUCUCACUCUCCGUCCGUCUCUCGGUCUCAUCUCACCGAUCAAUCGGAUCGAUUCUCAUCACCGAGCAGCAGCGGCCGGAGGCUCGUUCCGUCACCGCUCCAUCUUCCUCCUCCAUCUUCCUUCCUCCUCUUCCUCCUCUUCCUCCUCUUCCUCUCCAUCAUGUCCGGAGUGAAGGAGGACCGUAAAGGCUCCAGUGACAGAUGGGAGUUCUUCUGGAACCCACGAACUCACGAGCUGCUGGGAAGGACCGCCUCGAGCUGGGGUCUGAUCCUGCUCUUCUACCUGGUCUUCUACCUGUUUCUGGCCGGGAUGUUCGUUCUCACCAUGUACAUCAUGCUGCUGACGCUCGAUGACUACAAACCCACCUGGCAGGACCGUUUGGCCACUCCAGGGAUGAUGAUUCGUCCGAAGGGCGAUCAGCUGGAGAUCAGUUUUUCCAUGUCACAAACGGAGAGCUGGGACGGUUUCGUCCACAACCUCAACCGCUUCCUGACUCCGUACAACGACCGCUAUCAGGUUCAGACCAACGAUAACUGCUCACCAGAUCAAUACUUCAUUCAAGAGGACAGUGGAGAGGUCAGGAACAAUCCCAAGCGCUCCUGUCAGUUUAAUCGGACGAUGUUGGAGGAGUGCUCGGGGGUGUCUGAUGGUUUCUAUGGUUACAGCAGCGGUCAGCCCUGCAUCCUCAUCAAACUGAACCGGGUCAUCGGUAUGUUGCCGGGGAAGGACGGUCAGUCUCCUUAUGUCACCUGUGGAGCCAAGAGGUACAGAGUGGAGAAAGAUGAGUGGAGGGAGGACAGCGAUAAGAUCGGAGCUCUGGCGUACUAUCCUCCUAACGGAACCUUCAACCUCAUGUACUACCCGUACUACGGAAAGAAAGCUCAGGUGAACUACACUCAGCCUCUGGUGGCCGUGAAGUUCCUGAACGCCUCUCUGAACACCGACAUCAACGUGGAGUGUAAAAUAAACUCCAACACUCUCGCCGAAGGCAGCGAGAGAGACAAGUUCGCCGGACGGGUGUCCUUCAAACUGCGAAUCAACGACAAAUAGACACACCUGCAGAACACACACACAUGUACACACACAUGUUAAAGCUGUAAACACCGUUUGUGUUUGGUUCUAUUUCUCCAUGAUGCGUUUACUGACCCUCUGUUUUUAAGUAUUUAACCUUUAGUUGCAGCCUGAUUGUCCCCAGUAGUCGUUUGGUUUUGUAUUUCUGAUCCUCGACAGCUUUAAGUCAAACACACUGACCAUGAAACCGACCAAUCAGCACGCACACACGCUGAUGUCACCCAGGAUGGACUGACGACAGGUGGAUCUUCACCUCCAUCAUUAUAUCAGUCUGCAUGAAGGCCAAUUAUUGAUCGCACAGCUGAUGAGUUUACUGAUCAGUUUAUUGAGUCAUGUCACAUAUUUAUUUAUUAAUUAAUUAAUUAUUUAGGGUUAUUUACGAUAAUGUUUUUUAUACCGGUUCAGGAACCAGUUUAAAAAUCUGGACAGGAACCAGUUCAGGAACCAGUUUAAAAAUCUGAACAGGAACCAGUUCAGAAACCAGUUCAGGAAACAUAUCAAUAAUAGUUCAGGAUCAGGACCAGUUUGUAAAUGGCAGGUGAAACCAGUUCAGGAACUGGUCUGUCUCUUUGGCCGUGUUUAACCCUGGUCUCUUGGUGCGUUGCCAUGGAAGCUGAAUCCACGCCAAUCAGACGCUAGCUUUAGUAACCAUGGCAACAAUGUUGUGUUGGUCAUAUCUUUUCUUGUUUAUCGUCGUGGCAGAGCUCGUUAUUUUCGUAGAGUGAUUAGUGAAGAGCUAGAGUGUUAGGGAGUCUUAUGCGGCUUUUGUCUUUGUUUACUAUUGACAUCGUGUGGCUGAGCAUGGAAACUGUUGCCAUGUGACACACACACGUUCUGUCUCCUCACCUGUCAAUCACUCUUGUCUGACCACGCCCCCCCAUACUGCUCUCAAACUAUCGUCUUUCUCUAAAGAGUGACCAGAUUGUCCUGCUGUAUGAUGUCAUAUGAUACUUCUUUGUGAUUGGUUGAUUUCUCCUGCCUGAAAAUGUCCCUGUGUUUUACAGACAAUAAAAUCUAAUAAAUGAAACAGAAAAAAUACCAAAACAACCU